This is a messenger RNA of Daucus carota subsp. sativus, 2067 nucleotides long. RefSeq names its product high affinity nitrate transporter 2.5. Gene Ontology annotation, molecular function: nitrate transmembrane transporter activity. The coding region runs from base 299 to 1828 and encodes 509 amino acids. Gene Ontology annotation, biological process: cellular response to nitrate; nitrate transmembrane transport. Lineage: Eukaryota; Viridiplantae; Streptophyta; Magnoliopsida; Apiales; Apiaceae. Gene Ontology annotation, cellular component: plasma membrane. The transcript is spliced from 2 exons. The record is from RefSeq and is a predicted model, not a curated record.
GACAUUCAAACCACAUGUUAAUUCCUGCAUGUUGAGCUACAAGAAGUCUCAAGACUCUGCAGCCAUUUGAAGCUUUAUACUUUUCAAAUGCUCUUUUAUCUGAUACAAAGGCCAAGAAUCAGCAUCCGAUCCUCCAAUUCACAGUGUCCAUAUAAAUAGCUAGUCUGCUUUCCCCUGUCACUUUCUUGCGAAUUUCGGUACAUAAUCACCACAGACUGUCUGCAAUUUUUAAGUCACUCAAAAAAUUCUUAGCAGGACUAAGAAUUUGAGCUGAGCAGACAGAAUUGGUAGAGUUGAGAUGGAGGAAGCUCAGUCAGAACCCGAAAGAGGAGGAAACAACAGGCCUUUUUCGAUACCUGUGGAUUCGGAGCAUAAGGCCACCAAGCUGAAAAUCCACUCUGUUGCAGCUCCUCAUAUGAGAGCAUUUCAUCUGUCUUAUGUCUCGUUCUUUGCUUGUUUUGUGUCAACCUUUGCUGCUCCACCCCUUAUACCUGUUAUUCGCGAUAACCUCAACUUGACAUCAACAGACAUAGGUAAUGCAGGGAUUGCAGCUGUGUCGGGAGCAGUGUUUGCAAGGAUCAUGAUGGGAACGCUAUGUGACUUGUUUGGACCGCGUGUGGCCUCUGCCUCACUGAUGCUCCUCACGACACCAGCAGUUUACUGCUGUGCUAUAGCGAACUCUGCAGCCUCGUUUAUAGUUGUCCGUUUUCUGAUUGGUUUUUCAAUUGCCACUUUUGUGUCAACUCAGUACUGGAUGAGCUCAAUGUUUUCUGCUACUGUCGUUGGCACUGCUAAUGGCCUAACUGGAGGUUGGGGGAACCUUGGUGGCGGGGCGACUCAGAUCAUAAUGCCUUAUGUGUUUUCAAUUAUUCAUGGGAUAGGUGCAACUAAGUUUACAGCAUGGAGAAUUGCUUUCUUCAUUCCAGCUUUAUUCCAGACCUUGGCAGCAUACGCGGUCUUUUUCUUAGGACAAGACUUGCCUGAUGGGAACUUCUCGCGGCUUGAGAGAUCUGGAGAUAAGCACAAAGAUAAAUUCUCAAAGGUGUUCUACCAGGCAGUCACAAAUUAUAGAGGAUGGAUCUUAGCACUAACUUAUGGUUAUUGUUUCGGGGUAGAACUAACUGUGGACAACAUAAUUGCACAGUAUUUUUACGACAGAUUCCAAGUGAAUCUUCACACUGCAGGAAUCAUUGCAGCAAGCUUCGGGUUAGCAAACAUAUUUUCAAGGCCAUUAGGAGGCUAUAUCUCAGAUGUCAUGGCAGCAAGGUUUGGAAUGAGAGGUCGGCUUUGGACCCUGUUUGUUGUGCAGAUUCUUGGAGGCCUCUUCUGCGUUCUCUUGGGAAGACUGGGAUCUUUAACUGCAUCCGUUACUGUGAUGAUUAUAUUCUCUGUGUUUGUCCAAGCUUCAUGCGGUCUUACAUAUGGAGUAGUUCCUUUCGUUUCAAGAAGGUCGCUUGGCGUGAUAUCAGGGUUGAUUGGAGGAGGUGGGAGUGCAGGGGCGGUUUUGACACAAGUAAUCUUCUUCAGAGGAUCAAGAUUCAAAACCGAGACAGGUAUAACUCUCAUGGGAAUCAUGAUAAUCUGCUGCACUCUUCCCAUUCUGCUUAUAUAUUUUCCACAAUGGGGAGGUCUGUUUUGGGGUGCAUCAUCUAAAGGAAUUACAGAAGAGAACUACUACAUGUCUGAAUGGACUGAAGAGGAACAAGAAAAAGGCUAUCACAAAGCAAGCCUAAAAUUUGCACAUAACAGCAAAGGUGAAAGAGGUAAGAGGGUGAAUUCUGCUCCCUCGCCUCCAAAGGGAACUCCAGAAUCAACUCUGCCUGGGUAAUUUGUUAAAAUAUACACUUAAUUGUUAGGUAAAAUGUUGUAGAAGACGCGGGGAGAACAUCAUCUCAGUUCAGCGUUACAAACUUUGUUAUUUUCACACAGGGGAUUCUAUUGGUUAGCCAUUCAGUCACUGUUGAGCAUAAAACCAUAAAUGAAUAGCAAAUCAUUGGUGAUAUAGCAAUCGUGUAAGUAUCAUCUACUAUGGGAACAACGCUUAUAUAAAAUUCAGGAUUCAGUUCA